Symsagittifera roscoffensis is the source of this 1297-nucleotide messenger RNA. RefSeq lists its product as uncharacterized. The record is from RefSeq and is a predicted model, not a curated record. The coding region runs from base 11 to 1207 and encodes 398 amino acids. NCBI's taxonomy places the organism in Eukaryota, Metazoa, Xenacoelomorpha, Acoela, Convolutidae. The transcript is spliced from 3 exons.
UAAGUUGAAAAUGGCUUGUAACUCUUUGUGGAGCUUCGGUCAAGAUCGUCAGCAAGGCCAACAAGAAACUCUGGCGAGCAAGUUUUCAUUUUUGGCUGCUACUGCUCCGAAGCCUACAACGAAAUUCGUACACAUCAAUGGCAGCCCGAAGCAACCAGGAAAAGGUUCGAGCAGGCAAAAGCAAAAAGUAUCUAACUGUGAACCCCAAAUUGUUUCGAACCUAAUGAAGGCGGGAAAAAAAUCUGUGCCGAAAACUGGACAUGAAGCAAUUUCCAAUUUGAAAAGUGGGACUACCCAUUUUACAAAUUUAGUUGAACUGAAAAAGAAAAAAACCCGGAGAUCAUUCGUAAACGAUGAUUCCUCUGAAUAUUCAAUGUUCUCCGACAACUCCAUUGCGAACGAUAGACUGAACCAUCCGGAACAUGUGAUUCUGGACGAGGCAACUUUGGAUGAGUUGAUUCACAUGCAGCAGCAGGAAGUGUUGAAACUGGUCCAACAGAGGAAGAUCUUUGACAUACACGAUGAAGUGGCGUCUGAAGUAUACUCUCAUCAGUAUCAGUCUAAAGUGGCAGAGUACCUGGUGGAUGGAGGAAGUGUGUCGAUCACUGCAAAAAGACUUAACAUUGACUCUGUGGCACUGAAGGCUUGGAAAAACCGUCUGGUGGAGGCGAAAAUGAAGAAAAAGAAGGCAGCUAAACAGAAGAAAGAGAGACUUGCUAUGCCGAAGGCAAAAGCAGUGAAACCACCGAAAAAGAUCAAGAAACAGAGAAAAUCACUCGAAGGCGAAGAAGUGGAAGUGAUGAAGACGCGAUCAUCUGAGAAGAAAAACCAGAAUUUGGAUACCGCGAUUGAAAAAGAAGGUCCUGGAAAAGGUAAACGAGGACGUGCAAAAAAGUCACAAAAAGGAGCUGAUAAAUUGUCUGACGUGAUGGAAGUUGAUUCGACAAAAGGAACUGACGCUUUAAACGAGGACUUUUUGAUUCUAGAUAAAGAUGCGUCGGUCCACUCCUCGGAAGAAUCGAUGCUCUCUUAUGAUGAGAUUGUUCUAGAAGCAAGAAGGCGUCAGCUAGAGGAAACUAAUGAGACCAAAGUGUCACUGUUUGUAUGCAACAGUUGCAGAGAAAUAUUCAGAAGUACUGUCGACUUUCUGAAUCACGAGAGAAAUUGUGAGAAGUUUAUACCAGUGCCGUUUACGAAAGUUCAGUGAUAGCUGAAAGCUAGCUGAUAGCUUUGUUAGAUGUUUUUAAUGUAAGAUUUAGCAGUAUUUAGAGUUAGUUGAGAGCUAGCUUACUCUUGA